GUGAUUUUGCAGCGAAGUUACUUAACGAUAUUAUUACACAAGUUAACGCGCUAAAAGUAUUGCCUUUAAAGUAGCAAUGUGUACAAUAUGGUUUCAGUUUUGUUAUAAACUCCAUAACAACAUUGGAAAUGCAUUUAAAAGAUGGGGAUUGUUUGUUUGGGAUCACCCAACGACAGUUAUAAUAUGCAGCCUUUUUAUGUCAUUUGCUUUUUGCUUUGGAUUUUUACGUUUUGAUAUCUAUGGUCAAUCUGAAAGGAUUCAUUAUCCCCAGAAUUCUCGAAUAUUCAAAGACUUAGCAAAAGUAGAGGAUACAUUUAAUUAUUUUAUACAAACAGAAGAAUUUGUAAUUUUUUCUACAAAUAAGGAGCAGUCUGUUUUAACGGCUGAGGUAUUUAAGGUAAUGCAAACUUUACACAAUACAAUUUUGGAAAUACCAGGCAUUAAUGAGUUUUGUGUACAGAUAAACAAGUUGUGCUUGACCAAUAACGUCCUUGAUAAUUUUUACUAUUUAAACGAUACUACCAACCAAAUAAAUGAUAGACUUUUAACUGCUUAUUUUAAUGAAUCAUAUCUUAUGAGUAAUGGAGCUCCAGCAAAAUAUAAUUUUCCCUUAUUGCUCGGAAAUAUGAAAAUUAACAACACAAAUGUGUUUGCUAAGGCAUUACGAGUGCAAUAUUAUAUAAGGUUUCCAAAGACAAGAAAAAACUAUGAAAAAAAUAAAUUGUGGGAAACAAAGAUGAUGGAUUAUUUAAAAUCUAAUGAGUUAACUAUAAAAAGCUAUGGAUACAAUAUUUUAUAUAAUACUGUUCGUAGUCUGGAUGAUGCAGUUGCUGAAAACACUGUUGAAAACCUUCCACUUGUUAGUAUAUCUAUUGGUUUGAUGGUUUUAUUUUGUUCUGUUUCUGUCACUCGCAUUGGAUCUUUGGUCAUGGGUCAUUUUGUAUUGAGUCUAUUUGGGAUUUUAUGCAUUACACUUGGAAUUGGUGCAGGAUUUGGAUUUACAUUUUUGAUCGGUCAGCCAUUUGCCUCAUUUGUAGGUGUUUUGCCAUUUCUUGUCAUAGGUAUUGGUAUUGAUGAUAUGUUCAUAAUUUUGAAUAAAGUUGAUUGUCUUCAUUCUGUACCGGCAAGUUCUGAUAAGCUUGGUAAAGUUAUGCAGGAUGUUGGUUUUACAAUUACUAUGACAACAAUUACAGAUCUUGUAGCAUUUAUUAUUGGGUGUACAUCUUCUUUUCCAUCCGUGAGGAUUUUCUGUAUUUUUGCAAUUUUCUCCAUUUUUUUUGUUUUUUUGAUGCUGAAUUCCCUGUUUCUUGCUUUACUUGUGUAUGAUAUGAAAAGAAUUGACAAUUCUAGAAUUGAUUGUGUGCCAUGGAUGAGAAGAGUAAAAGAUGUUGGCAAUGAAAGUAGUUCAAGUUAUUUCACUAAGGUUAUGGAGUGUUAUGGAAGUUAUUUAAUGAAAACAUCUUCCAAGAUUAUUGUAACAUUUUUAAGUAUAGUAAUGGUAGUUUUGGGAGUAUAUGGAUGUUAUCAAACUGAUUUGAAUUUUGAUUUUAAGAUAAUUGGUCCUGACCAUUCAAAGUUUGUUAAAUGGAUCAACACUAUUGAAAAAUAUUUCCCAGCUGAAGAUUACUUUCCCAUUGAUUUAGUUCUUAAGGAUCCUAACAUUGACUAUUCAUCAUCUGAGAUUCAGAAUCAAUUUUUUGCUCUAGAUCAAAUUGCCAAAGAAAAAUACUUCAACAGCUCAUAUAAUUGGUUGACUUCGUAUGUGCGAUGGUCAAAUAAGAGCAACUUUAGUAAUUUCACUUUCAGCACAAAGCUUAAUGAAUUUCUUUCACUGCAUCCCAUGUAUAAAAGAGAUAUAUUGUUUGAUAGAAAUAAGAAUAUUCUUGCAUCAAGAGUACAUUUUUUUACAAAGCCUGUUCACAGUUGGAUUUUUCGUAGAGAUGCAAUGCUUUCACUUCGAAAAAGUCUUGAAAAAUUAAAAAUUGAGUUUAUACCUGUUUCUUUCCCAUUUAUUUAUGCUUCACAGUUAGUUGUGAUAGUCCAAGAAACACUUGUUAAUCUUAUUAUUUGCUGCUUGGUCAUAUUAUUUGUCACUUUACCGUAUUUAAUUCAUUUUAAAGUCACUUUUCUUCUUUUUGUUUCAUUUGUAUUUUUUACACUGGAGUUAUUUGCUGUAAUGUAUAUUUGGGGACUCUCUUUAAAUUCAAUAACAAUGAUUGUUUUAGUUAUGGCAAUCGGUUUUUCUGUAGACUAUAGCUGUCAUAUAACCCAUGGCUAUCUUAUAUCUCAAAAGUUAACUCCAGAAGAUCGCAUUAUUGAUUCUUUAGUUUCGCUAGGCGGCAGUGUUUUAAAAGGAGGGGGAAGCACGUUGAUAGGUGUAUUAGUUCUUGCCUGCAGUUCAAGUAAACUUUUUGUUUUGUUUUUUAAAAUGAUGUUUACAAUCAUUACGCUUGGGCUACUACACGGACUUGUAGCAUUACCAGUUUUUCUGACCAUAUUUUGCCGAUUCAGCAAAAACAUUGAUGAAGAUCCUAACAACGAAAAGAAGGGUUUGGCUGAAGACGAGAAAUUAAGUAAUAUAAAUUUAUAAAAUGUUUUUUUUUCGUUAUUAAUAUUUAUAUCUAGAAUAUUUAAUUGUUUUAAUUUAUUAUUAUUAAACACUACAUGGUUUCUAUAUUCUGUCUUAAUGAUUUUCAAGCAUUAAAACAGACUUUUAAAAUAUCAUCAGGAUAUAAUUUGAUAAAACGCAUCAACUUUUUAAUUUAUUAUUUUUUACUCUAUUUUAUUAUAAUCAAUAUUUUGAUAUUUAUUUUUAAAAAUAUUUUAAAAAUAUUUUAAAUAGGGUUGAUAAUUUUUUAAAAAGUUUUAUAGUAAAAAAAAAUGUUUAUAUUGUUUUUAUUGCAAAUACUCAUAUUUAUUUUCUCACGUAUUUUUAUAUGAUAACUGGAAUAGUUAUAAUUUUUUUUAUACGAUA
Messenger RNA from Hydra vulgaris (swiftwater hydra), 2974 nucleotides. Its product is annotated as NPC intracellular cholesterol transporter 1. Lineage: Eukaryota; Metazoa; Cnidaria; Hydrozoa; Anthoathecata; Hydridae. Gene Ontology annotation, cellular component: membrane. The record is from RefSeq and is a predicted model, not a curated record.